Molecule: messenger RNA, 730 nt
Organism: Rosa chinensis
Lineage: Eukaryota; Viridiplantae; Streptophyta; Magnoliopsida; Rosales; Rosaceae
Product: monothiol glutaredoxin-S6
Exons: 1
Coding region: 101-424 (107 amino acids)
Source: RefSeq, a predicted model, not a curated record
AAGUGAGAGCUCAAAGUUCGUCACCUCCACAAAGUCACUUCCAUCAUAUAUAGCACCCGCAUUUCAAAGUUCAAACUACUGAAAAAGUUUAGCUUUUGCAAUGGAUACGAUAACAAGCAUGGUGACCGGAAAGUCAGUGGUGAUCUUCAGCAAGAGCACAUGUUGCAUGAGCCACUCCAUCAGGUCACUGAUAGCAGGGUACGGGGCGAAUCCAACAGUGUAUGAGCUUGAUCAAAUCCCAAAUGGGCAAGUAAUAGAGAGAGUACUAGUUGAGCAGCUGAAAUGCGAACCAAGUGUGCCAGCUGUUUUCAUAGGCCAACAGUUCGUUGGUGGAGCUAAUCAGGUCAUGACCCUCCAACUCAGAAAUCAGCUUGCGCCUAGGCUCCUAGCGGCCAAUGCCAUUUGGGUCUGGAACCAACAGUAGUAUAUAUACUACUCUAGUUAUAUCUAUAUUAUAGUCAUGACCACAAAUAACAGUACGUUUUCGUGUUCCCUCCCUCCCGAUCCUUUGGGUUUAUUAUCAUCUCGAUGAUAUGUUGUACUCUAUAUAGAUAUGGCUGGCAAACUUUUAUGAUCUUGUACUACUAGUUCUUUAUUUAGAAGAGCAGAGCUGGGUGAAGUUUUUCCCACUUGGUUGGAGUGGGGAGCUUAAUUUUUAAGUUCAUGUAAUCUCCCUAUAUUACUAUGUUAAAUAAAGUACGUAGAGUACCUGAUCCUCUACCAGAUUAGU